Molecule: messenger RNA, 645 nt
Organism: Acanthocheilonema viteae
Lineage: Eukaryota; Metazoa; Nematoda; Chromadorea; Rhabditida; Onchocercidae
Source: the annotation of a GenBank genome assembly
AUGUGCAUACAGAAGAAAAAAGUUCAUGCAGCUAAUGAUAUUGAGAAAGAAAAGAAUAAGAAAUCAAAUAGGAAAAAUGACAAUGAAAAACAAUCAAAGAAAGCUGCAGGUGAUGAAACUGAAGCUGCUAAAAAAACAGAAAAAAAAGUUAUCGAUUUACAAUCAAAAGACAAAACGAAAAAAAGAGAAAGACGAUCACAUGUUUUCUUCGACAUUAUCAUCGGCGGAAAAACUUCAGGACGUAUUGUGAUGGAACUAUUCAAUGAUAUAGUACCAAAAACAGCCGAAAAUUUCCGGUGCUUAUGCACUGGUGAGAAAGGAGUCGAAUUUAUGUGUCAAGGAGGUGAUUUCACGAACGGUGAUGAAACCGGGGGUGAAUCUAUAUACGGGGAAACUUUUCCAGAUGAAAAUUUCAUCGAGAAACAUACUGGACCAGGAAUUCUAUCGAUGGCAAACGCAGGUGCUAAUACGAAUGGUUCUCAGUUUUUUCUAUGUACUGUAAAAACAGAUUGGUUAGAUGGCAAACAUGUAGUAUUUGGGAAAGUUAUAGAAGGAAUGGAGGUGGUGAAGAGGAUUGAAGCAGUGGGUUCUGAAGAUGGUACGACACUGCAGGAGGUAGCAAUUGCGGAUUGCGGUGAAUUAUGA